AUGUUGUGCUUGAAAAAACGAAGGACCUACAGCUUUACGCAGGGUGUUUGCGCGGCCAUUCCUAGACGAUCUAAAAAGGAUAAUAAUAAUUAUGAGGGAUCCUUGAUGAACAUGGCCAUUAUGACACUACCGCGUAAGAACAGGAGCAGAGAGGAGAGGCCAUCCAGAAUGGUUCUUACUGUGACAGAAGACACUCCGGCGGACAUGCUGGCUGGAAGUAUGGAGCUUCUGGUUCAACUACCUCGCGAUCAUCAUCUUCAUACGCAGAGAGUUACAGUGUUAAGAAGCACGCCAAUGAUGGAUCUUCUAGUGCAGAUCGCGACAGCCCAUAAAUUGACAGCUUCGAAUUAUACAUUGCAAGCGAUCGGUGAACAUGGCUUAGUUCUAUCUCAUCAUCCAAACACUCCUAUCGGAGCAUUGGACGUUCUUCAGGUUAAAUUACUUCCCAAACAGGGGACAUGUAUGCCACGUAAAACAAAGCAAGCUAAUCAACCUUUUGAAACGACAUUUAGAUUGCAGGUGCAUUUGCCAAGAAAUCAACUGUAUGUAUCGAGGGUCAGUCCGAAGAUGAACCUUGGAGAAAUUCUAGAUGAAGUAUGUCGUGAGAAGAAUCUGGACAAAAAUAAUUACGAGCUUCGUCAUCCAUCUAAUCUGGAAGAGACGUUGGACUUAUCGCUAUCGCUGCAGGACUAUCAUCUGCAGGAAGUGACUCUUUACGCAAAACAGGCCAAGGGUCUAGGUCCGUCAUUAAGUACGCAGGACAUAAUGGCGCUGCAGAGGCAAGAGGAGCGACGCCGGCAGCAGACCAAGCAAAGUGUGUUCGGUUUUAUGUUCAAAAAAUCCAAAGAGACCUCGCUUAGUACGGAUAGUCUCGGGGGUCGCAGCGUGUCACCGGCCAGAAGUGACGAAACUGCGAGAAGCGCCAGUCCCCUUCAGCCGCCAACUCGACCACAGAGAAAAAGGAGACCAGCUCCGAAACCGCCUACGCACGCCGUGCCUCCUGUUCAAGGUACGUCUGGGGACAGCGGCAAAGAUAAAAUGGUGAUCAAUCAUAGCCGGAACAGUAGCGACAGUUCCGGUUACCAUGAAGCCUCUGUGCUAAGCGAUAAUCCAGAUUUGGCCGCGAGACUACCGGAAACUCUGCCAAGGAGAAGCAAAGCACCUGGCAUGUCCAACACUUCCAGAAAACUCGCGCAAACUUCGCAGUCCAGUAAGAGUUUGAACAAUCUGGCGAUGACCGGUGGGACGCUUAGUCGGGGGAUCAGCAGCACUUCUCUCACUGGUCGAAAGAAGAGAGUAGCUCCUCCUCCGCCGACGCCCAGACCACUUUCGUCGGCUAUUUCCACGCAGGCAUUAGAACGCAUCGUCGACUCUGAGGAAUCAUUAACGUCCGAUAUGGAUCCUUCGAAACCGCCCUCGGACAUUGGUGCGCCAUCGAAAGCUAAUUCCGAUAUCGAUUGUCCCAAGGCUAAUUCCGACAUCGCCAUCAGCACGCAAUCUAUACUCGAGUUGGGCUAUGAGCCAAAGUCGGAAGCCACGACGUACGAAUUCGAUGACAACAUUCAGCAGAAUCGUACCGCGAAGACGGAAACGAAUGUCGAGGCAUGUUCUGAAACAGAUUCGGUCAGCCAUAAGCUUGUUAAAGCGGAUGUGGAAGUGAUCGCGCCUGUAGAAGCCUCCCCAAAAGUAGAGCAAGCUAGAAUAGUAACAAAGAAAGUUGGAGAACCUGUACCCCUUCCCAUGCCUCGAAAGGUUAACACGUGUAAGAUUAGCGCUUCAGAACAUCCAAAGGCACCUAAACGUAAAGUGAUUCCACCCUUGGCACCACCUAGAACCUUGAGCAUGGAACGCGAUCAUAUAAACAGUUUAUCACGUGAACGUGCAAACCUUAAAAAUGAAACACAUUGCUACAAUUUAAAUACCGACAAUAUAUCGUCGAUGGAAGAUGAUCUUGUUAGACACAUUAAGCGAGAAAGGAUACAUUCGAAGUCAAAAGUCGAUUCUAUACCUUUCAAAGAAGAUCAGAUGGACCAAAUAGAAAAAACAAAGAUCGAUGACAGAGUGUCUUUAAAAUCAAGUCAAUAUCCCAAUCAUAAAAUGGACAACAAUUUUGAGUUAGCCAACUCUAAUUGUAUGGAAUCAAUUAUCCCUAUUAAUCCAGAAACACAUUUUGAAGAUAAGUUUAGCAAAAAGGACGAAAUACCAGAGAUUGUCGAUGUAAAAGAUCAGGAAUUAUUAAAUUUGAGCCAACAUUUAAGUAAGGAAGAAAAUAUUGGUUUACAUUCUGAUUCCAUAGAGUUAAAUGAAUUGCAAAGAAACCUGUUAUUACUGGAACGUAAUGUUACUUCCAAAGAAGAAGAGAAUAUUUUACAACAAGAUUGCAAGAUAAAAUCUAAAAACAUGGAUUCUUGUGACGAAAAUGAAAAUCAGGACGAUAAAUCAUACGUGUUAUCGAAUUCUCUGAACAAAAGUAUGCCCAAACCGGACAUGAUUGAGGUGAAAAGCGAACAACUGAAGCCAUCGCAUUAUCAACCUGCUUGCCAAAGACCACCCAGAGCGCCGAGGAAAAGAAUUACUCGCGACGAGAUUGAAACAGGGAAAUAUUUGCGUCCAAAAGAUGCGACGAGUGGCCCAGAAAUGAAGAGUGGGUUUGAAAGAAACAAAGAUACGUGCACGGUGAUCUCCACUAUACCAAAGUGCGAUCAUUUCGAUGUCAUUAGAGAAGACGAUACUUUGAACGACAUCAUAAAAUGUAACAUUGCGGAAAAUGCCAAUGAAUCGAGCCCAAAACUUGGAAUUGAAGGUCGAGGCGAAGAAUCGAACAACGUGAAGAUCACGAAACGGACGAAAGUGAUUCGAAGCCAGUCCAGCUCGGAUGAUUUUGAAAUGGAUACCUUGAAGAGACAGAAGCGAUAUCUCACUUCGCCUCCGGAGGACAUCGUGCAUGCUCUGAAUCUGAAUUUCUCUGCCGGGAACUCAAUAUCUUCAAGUGCGUCACAAAGCACAGAGCAGGAGCAAAUUAAUGCGGGGCAUUGCAUUAAUCGUACAAGGGAUGUGGAUGUAAAUGAGAGAGUUACAGAUAAUCAGGAUGCUCCAUCUGAAACCGAUAUCCUGCUGCAGAAAGUAUCAGACACCUUAUCAAGUGUGCUACCGACCUCAUCGUCUCCAAUACCGGAAAUAUCGUUGCCGUUUAAAUCGAGUUGUACAACUGCAUCUAAGCAAGCAGACGUCGCCAUUCUCGACGAUUCCACGAUCAAAUCGGAACCUGUCGAUAUCAAGGAUGAGUCGAACGAGAUCUACAAGUCGUGUGUCGACCUCCCAGAAAAUACUUUGAGCGCUAGCACACCAAAUAUGACUGCGACAGCGGGUUCGCAAGUGAAUACCUCUGAUUAUGUGUCAGCGAUGAGCGAGGACCUGUCGAUCAGCGAUUGGGAAUAUCAUCUUCCGGCUCCACCAAGUGCCUUUCGCGAUUCACAUUCCCCUGUCUUCGACACUGAAUACGACACAAUCACGCUAGGAUCGGUAGAGGCCUUCAAGGACCCGCCAGGAAGCCCGGUUCCAGAGUCCGUUGAUGCGACAGACAACAGUAAGAAUAUCGAAUCGACGAGGAACUUAUUGAAUAGCUCGGAGGCAGAUUUUCAACUUCAAAGAGCUUCAAGUGGAAAAACGGACUUGGCGUCCGAAACGGAAAUCGAUGAACCAAUACUGGGCAGAUCUGUCGAGCAAAUGUCCGUCGUGUCCCACAAGAGAAAAGCCGAUCCAGAUUUGCGGAGGGAAAUUAUUUCGGAAUUGGAGAGCAAAAUAGAGACUGGAGCAUUAGCGCAGACUAUCAAUAGGGAUUUUGAUCGGAAAAGCACGAGCAGCUUAUUAGCACCCGUGGACAAUACUUUAUCCAACUUUACGAUCACCACUUAUACCAAACAGAACAGCAUAGACAUUUUCGAGGAGUUUGCGGAGUCCAGAAACUCGGAUGACAGAUUUAUUAAAACAUUUGCCACGCUUUCGAGGAGCAAAGCAGAAGAUAAUGAUAAGAAAAAUACGACGAAAAGUAUGCAUUUAAUUAACAACAUAUCGCGCGAUAAGGAGACGACCAAGUUCGAAGAAUCGAACGCUCUUAAUCUCGAUUUGUCCCAAAGUGUCCCAAUCCAAAAAUGUUACAAUCAAAAUGAGUUGACCCCUAGAUUGCAGUCUCUUAACGAAAAGACUAAUAUUCAGCGAUCCAAGAGUUAUAUCUCGAUAUCCAGUAACGCCAAGUACCAGACAGAUGUGCAGAAAAUUGAGAGAAAGCACGAGCAGGGGAUUAUUGAUGAAAGAAAAUCUACGAAUAUCACAGAUUUAAAUGUCGACGUAUUGCGGGGCAACGAAAAGUUUUCGCAGUGGAGAGACAACGUGUUAAAACAUCAGAAGGAACCUAGCAAAGAGAAGCAAUUACAAUCAUUGCAGGUGCUGAAAAGUAUUUUACCGCAGUUGAAAAAUGCUCAACAAGCGGAAGAAAAUAUAUCCAAAGAAUACAGUAGCGCAUUAUUGACUGAAAAAAAAUACGAGCCUGAACCCAACGAACAUUUGACCAAAACGAAUGCAGCUUCAACACUGGAAUCUCAAGAUUUAGACUCGGAAUGUAAACAAUUGUCGAAGGAAAAAAAUACGAAACGUUAUGUUUACACCGGUCCACCUGCGAUCAGUCUGGGCAGUUGGUCGGAAAGACCCAGCGUCAAUGUCCAAAUUAAAAUGGAUACCGAUUACAAACUAGGAAGAAACAAUACGAACAGCAGUAAGACUAUUGUUAAUAUUAACAGCGCAAAAAGCGAGAAAGAUUUCACGAAUUAUGCCAGCAACGUCAGCAAUAAAAAUAACACCGCUAAGCACGAGAUUAACGUGAAUUCUUCGGCGAAUAAAAAUCCUGAUGAACUCACGAGAAAGCUGAUUACACACACAACAGCGUCGGGCUUCAAGGCACCAAUGCCGAACCGAGUUAACGCAUUCGAUUCGACGAAGAACAAGGAUAGACCUUUCGUGAUGGGGGUCGAGUUGAAGAAGACAUUCGUUGAGCUGCCGAAGAACAGUGAGAACGAAAUCGAUACGCCAAUAAAUUUCAGAGAAUUGACAAAUUCGUUCGGUCAGAAUGUGAACUUUAAGCAGAAGCCUAAACGCACUAAUCUUAAUAGACACUCGGCGAAUUGCGAUAUACAGUUGGAUAAAAUAGAAGGAACGGUAGACACGAGUGUCAAGCAAAACGGUCACCCCAAGUUUGCCAAGGCACCUAAUCAGAAUGACCUCUCUUCCAAGAAUCAGUCCUGGAUGCACGAUAUUCAGGAGAACUCACAGGCAAAGAGAUUCACGUCCGUCGUGGGCGUAAAUGGGACGAGUCAAAAUUUCAGGCCGCAAAAUGAAACGUCUCUCAAGUGUAAUAUCAGUAAUAGUAUAAGGAUCAAUCCACCGAUGCCUGUUGUAAAGGGAUUCAAGAUACCUAUUGGCGACUCCAAGAUGAAUAACAAUCAAAUAAAGCAUAAGGAACUAUCAGCAAUGGAUAGUUACAAUGAUAUUCAAUCUUGUAAACCUCCAACCAUGCCAAUAAUAACGGGAGUAACGCUGAAAAAUACAAGCACAAGACCCAAAUCGGCACCGGUUCAAUUAGAUUCUAGGGAUACGCUGUUGGAGUCUAUCAGGAAUUUCGGCGGACGUGAAAAGUUAAAAAGUAUCGCUGGGAGAUAUUAAUUUGUGUGCUGUUGUGUGUUAUUGAGUCUUUAUAAAUAAUCACUUAUAAUAAGCACAGUGAUUUUGGAUAUAGUAAAGAAUUCGUUUAAACCGAAAUUUGUGUAACUUCAAGAUUUCUGAGUGUUUUUUUUUUAUUUCAUUAGAUAUAAAUUUAUUGCAUUUGUUUUCAGAUUAAAUGUUAAAGCUCUAUUUUUUUUGUUUAC
Camponotus floridanus (Florida carpenter ant) is the source of this 5918-nucleotide messenger RNA. RefSeq lists its product as uncharacterized. Gene Ontology annotation, molecular function: actin monomer binding. The record is from RefSeq and is a predicted model, not a curated record. Gene Ontology annotation, biological process: signal transduction. Lineage: Eukaryota; Metazoa; Arthropoda; Insecta; Hymenoptera; Formicidae.